CUUGUUAUUCCGGUUGGUCACCCGCCACUAAACGGCAUUCCACCGUAUCAAACGUCACUCAAUUUUAGUGACUGAGAACGACACGGCCGCGACACCUGAACACGGAAAAUAACCCCAUUCGGAAUAUUUUCGAUUUCCUCGUGAUGGUUACGUUAAAUGGAGUUUGCUGGUCUUAUUUUCGGUCCCGUGAUUGAAUAGAAUUUGCCCGAGCUUAUUGCUAGCUUGUGCAAUCAGCGCACGGAACAUCCCGACAGGAGAGGACAGGCUUGGUGUGUGACCCCCAUGAUCCAGAAGAGCAGUCAUGCACAAUCCAUCACCUGAAGGAGUAACAGAGUACCCUGAAGGAUUUGUGGUGGCAAAAGAUGCCACUCCAGAGACAACGCUGGGCACUGCCUACUCUCCGGUGGACUACAUGAGCAUCACAAGCUUCCCCAGGCUGCCAGAGGAAGAAGUGAUGCAAGGGGGGGACAUUGCCUACAAAUCUCGUAAAGAUGAUGACAACGUCCUCGGCGAACAAGAGACAGACCCAGACAUAUUUUUGAGGUCUGCUCGUCUUCAGCGUCUCCCGUCCUCAGCAUCAGACCUGGCUUACCACGAUAUCGUGUCUUUGAGGGAGACAACCAAAGACCCUUUUACGCGAGAUUGUGCUUGCCAGCGGGAUGGACUGAGUGUCAUCAUAACAGCCUGUCUCACCUUUGCCACAGGGGUCACCAUUGCGCUCAUCAUUCAGAUCUACUUUGGAGACCCCCAGGUCUUUCACCAAGGAGCGGUGGUGACAGAUGUGGCUCGGUGUACAUCCCUUGGGUUUGAGGUUUUGGGGAAGCAGGGGUCCAGCGUUGAUGCUGCCAUCACUGCUGCCCUCUGUUUGGGCAUUGUACAUCCUCACACCUCUGGUUUAGGAGGGGGUGGAGUUAUGUUGGUGCAUGAUAUUCGAAAAAAUGAAACGAGGGUCAUUGACUUCAGAGAAACAGCGCCGGCUGCCAUUCGGGACGGGUUACUCCAAACAAACCUUGAUCUCAAUCCCGGUCUGCUUGUUGGAGUACCAGGAAUGCUCAAAGGGAUGCAUCAUGCACACCAACUUUAUGGCAGAAUACCGUGGAAGAACGUGGUUUCCAUGGCAGCAGAUGUGGCCAGAAAUGGAUUUAAUGUCACUCAUGAGCUUGCUGAAGCUCUUGCAAACGUUAAGGACCAAAACGUCUCGGAUGCAUUUCGGGAUCUCUUCUUACCUAAUGGCCAGGCACCUCUCUCUGGGUUAUUGAGCAGACGGCUGGAUUUGGCCAGAAUCUUGGAUGCUAUUGCAGUUAAAGGGAUAUCGGAGUUCUACAGUGGAAACCUGACACAGGAAAUUGCUUCUAUGGUGCAAGCAAGCGGUGGGGUGCUCACAGAAGAUGACUUUGGUAACUACAGCACAGUCCUAGAGCAGCCAGCACACAUCAACUAUCAAGGACACCAUGUGAUGGUGACUCCGGCACCCCACGCCGGUAUUGGCCUGAUCACAGCCCUCAACAUCCUCGAAGGUUACAACAUUACCAACCAGGUGCCCAGGAGCAGCACGUAUCACUGGACUGCAGAGUCAGUGAAAAUAGCUUUGGCCUUGGCAAGUGGCCUAGGCGACCCCAUGUUUGACACUUCAGUCUCAGAGACAGUCAGCAAGAUGUUGAGCAAAGCACAGGGGUCCUUGCUCCGCCAAAUGAUCAACGACUCUCAGGCCUUCCCUGUCAGCCAUUACACACCCUCGUUUAGUUUGGAGGAUGGUGCUGCAGCUGCCCAGGUCAUGAUCAUGGGCCCAGAUGACCACAUAGUCUCAGUUGUAAGUUCCCUAAAUAAACCGUUUGGCAGUCGGAUAGUGACUCCUUCAGGGAUCCUUUUGAACAGCCAAAUAAAGGCCUUCUCUUGGCCGAAUAAAACCCACAAUUCCAGACCUAACCCUCAUAACAGCCUCCAGCCUGGGAAGCGGCCAUUGUCCUUCCUGAUGCCCACUGUAGUGAGGCCAUCCAACGGGGUGUGUGGUACAUACAUUGCGGUUGGAUCCUCCAACGGAGCGAAAGCUCUGAGUGGCAUCACGCAGGUGCUGCUAAGUGUUUUGUCCUCACACAAAAACAUGACUGACAGUUUAGCGUAUGGUAGAUUCCACCCACAGCUGGAGCCAGACACACUGCUGGUGGACUCUGAAUUUCUAGAUGAAGAUGUUGAGCUGCUGCUGGCCAAAGGCCACAAGGUUGAAAGGAUAGAUGUUUUGUCAUUGGUCGAAGGCACCCAGAGAACAAAUGACCUUAUCGUUGGAGUGACGGACCCCCGUAGUGCUGAUGCCUCAGCCCUUGCAAUGUCCAGGACUUAGCCAUAGUCCACAAACACUGCUGCUUAUUACAAACACUGCUGCUUAUUAAUUUUGGACAUCAAAUAAAUGGAAUGACAAUGGACUAUUCCGGGUGAAAUCAAGCCACGCCAAUGUGCAGUUUGAGGUGAUUUCGCAGCUGUUGCUUGGAUAAAUAAUUUUAAUGCAGUAGUCCAAGAGAUCGUUGUUGGCCUGCUUAUCACAAUUGAAUAUAAUCUGUUCUUCUCCAAACAAUGCAUUCCCAAUGUCUGCCAAGCAGAUACUACAUAGAAAAAUGUAUUUAUCUGUUCCGAUUCAGGCAGUCCUGAUCAUUUACAGUUAAACACCAGACUGCGGACAUGUGAAAUCAGACAUGUAAAGUUUGGCAAACAGGAUUCUUUGAAACUGCCUGCGCUUCUGCGCACAUACAACAUUGCUGCUGUACAGGACCAUCCUUGCCUGGUACCUUUCCAAAAAUGUCUGCCUGUAAUGCAAUUGAAGCUAAUAUUAAGAAUCAGAAUCAUCUUUCUUGCCCAAGUACUGUAUGUUUCAAACACAAAUGAAUUACUUUCUAGUAUUUGUAGCCACUCCACUAGUCCAGCAAAUAAGCCAAUAUAACACAAUAGACAUUUAGGACAUGAGCACAUACUGUCAGUAGAGAGUCAUUGAGCAAUGUUAGGGUACCAUUAGUGCUGUUAAAUUGAAAACUGUGCAAAUGAUACCGAGUUGUUAAGCAUUUUAAAGUAUGGUAAAGUAAACUAAAGUAUGCAUAAAUCUGAUUCAAUAACAGUUGUGCAUAUGGUGCAAAGAGUUCUCAAGCACUUUAAUGUGUGUUAAUACUGAUCAACAAGUCAACAACAUACAAGCCAAGUAGUUCAAAAUUGUUGCACCAGAAGAUGGUCACACCAAAUCCAACAAAGAAAAAUGGAACUGUAAACGUUGUUAGAAUGUGUUUGACCUACUUGCAAGUUAGUCCCAAAAAUCAUUCAAACUAGUAACUGUAUGUACACGUACAUAGUUUUUUUAAUGCGUUCAACCUCAGAUUUUUUUAUUUAUAUUUGGAAUUAUUUUAGGUAGUGUACAUAAAGGUUGGAAAGUCGCUAUUGUCAAGUUCUUGAAGUGGUUCUAUUUUAGUGUACGCUGGUGAUAAUUUAAUCUUAAAUUGUGCAAUAUGGCUUUGAUGCUUGUUUUGUCUGUCCAGUGCCAUGGACUCAUGCACCAUAUGUGAAUGUUUUAUGUGAUUGUUUUUCAUACAACUCAACAUCCUCCCUCAAAGUAAAUUGUGACUAAGACUGCUCUAUUGCACACGCACUGUAUAUAUUUAAAAGAAAGUACUCUACUGUUUUAAUAAUACUGUACUUUUAUGUUUAGAUUCUAUACGGCCAUUCUUGAAAACGUGUAUAUAGUGUACGUAUAUUGUGUACAAUUAAGUUUUAUUUCGUUUGGCUUGAUGUUAUGAUUUAAGUAACUGUCGCCGCUUAUGCUUCAUUCACUUAUUUUGAAAAGCCUAAACGGAAACCCUGAGCGUGCGUAAUGCCGUGUUUUUCGUUAUCCCUGUUUUGUUAGCUAAUUUGGCUAGCAGAUGUCGACAGGUCGAAUUUAUUUCCAGAAAACAAUGUGUGGUAAGACGUUUUCUCCUUGUUAAGUAACAUGCCACGAAUAAUGCGUAGCUGAUGUGGUAACCUUAAAAAAUAAAUAAAAUGAUUUCUAAA
Molecule: messenger RNA, 4026 nt
Organism: Hippocampus zosterae (dwarf seahorse)
Lineage: Eukaryota; Metazoa; Chordata; Actinopteri; Syngnathiformes; Syngnathidae
Product: glutathione hydrolase 7
Exons: 16
Coding region: 302-2338 (678 amino acids)
Biological process (GO): glutathione catabolic process
Cellular component (GO): plasma membrane
Molecular function (GO): glutathione gamma-glutamate hydrolase
Source: RefSeq, a predicted model, not a curated record